GCCCAGUGCAGUGAGUGCCAGGCCAGACAAGGCACGCAAUUCUCUCUUUUUUUUUUAAUCCCUCCGCCAUACUUGUCCCCUUUCUCCCCGUCUUCACCAUCACCACCAAAACCACCUCUUCUUUUUUCUCUUCUCUUUCCCCUCUCCCCUCAAUUCACAAUGGCCGCCGUUGUCGCCGAUAAGAAGCCCGAGGGCAUUAACCUGUACGCCCGUUUCGCCCUCGCCGGUGCUCUCGGCUGCUCCAUCACCCACGGUGCUUUCACUCCCGUCGAUGUCGUCAAGACCAAGAUCCAGCUCGACCCGGCCACCUACAACAAGGGCAUGAUCAGCUCGUUCCGCCAGGUCAUCAAGAACGAAGGCGCCGGCACCCUCCUCACCGGCUUUGGUCCUACCUUCACCGGCUACUUCAUCCAGGGCGCCUUCAAGUUCGGCGGCUACGAAUUCUUCAAGAAGCAGUCCAUUGACUACCUCGGCCUCGAGACCGCCCGCGCGAACCGCGGCGCCGUCUACUCCUUCUCCGCCGGUGCCGCCGAGUUCUUCGCCUCCAUUGCCCUCUGCCCUCUCGAGGCCACCCGUAUCCGUCUCGUCUCUACCCCCGGCUUCGCCAACGGCCUUGUCGGCGGCUUCUCCAAGAUUCUCCGCACCGAGGGCAUCGGCGCCUUCUACUCCGGCUUCGGCCCCAUCCUCUUCAAGCAGAUCCCCUACACCAUCACCAAGUUUGUCGCCUUUGAGAAGUUCUCCGAGACCAUCCUCGCCCAGUUCGACAAGUCCACCUUGACCCCUGGCAUGCAGACCUCCAUCAACCUCGGCUCUGGUCUCCUUGCUGGUUUCGCCGCCGCCAUUGUCUCCCAGCCCGCUGACACCAUGCUCUCCAAGAUCAACAAGACCAAGGGUCUCCCUGGAGAGGGCACCAUCUCUCGCCUCGUCAAGAUUGCUGGUGAGCUCGGCCUCCGCGGCUCUUUUGCUGGUCUCCCUACCCGUCUCUUCAUGGUUGGUGGCUUGACUGCCGGUCAGUUCGCCAUCUACGGUGACAUCAAGAAGGCUCUUGGUGCCACCAACGGUGUUGAGAUUGCCAAAUAAGCAACUUGCUUCUUCUCUGAUAGAUGCGGCUCUUUGUUUUUAUUGGUGGUUUCAGCGUGUGAUUGAUUUCCGCUUUGUUUUCUUUUUUUUAAUACACCAAAAAAGCUUCGCUGAGGUUACGAUAGACAGGGUAGUACUAUAGAGUAUAAGGAUAAAAACUACUCUUUUUAAUUAGACCAUAGAUGAUGUACCCUUAGCAAAACGAUAGAGAAAUCAACAUGUAUACAAUUGCCUCUUAUCUCUUCUAAACCCAAUGGCAACUUUGCUUAUAUUCAUUUAUCGUCUAAGAAUAAUAGCUCUAGUAUAUGCAGAACAUGCUAACCAACCCAUGCCCAAAAUAUUGAAUCGAGUAGGUGUGUAUCUUAGUCAACUUCCCUGGCAAGCUCAUCCAGCGCCUUGGCCAAGCCGUCAACUGUCCCCUCAAGCGUCUGGACGUUUACAACAACGCGAAUAAAGCUUCCCUUGUCUCCAGGAGCAUAAUCCACCAUGAAUCCUCUGCCAAUUAGCUUCUCCACAAUCUUUUGCGUGCGGAUAGUAUUGACAGCUUUGUCGUCGGAAACCACUCCUCCGGGUGCAUGGUAAAAGCAGACCUGUAAGCACGGCGGCGGGUUAGUGCCCAGCAUUACAAACUGCCCCGUCUGCUCCACAAGUCCAAAGAGGCGCGAAGCCAUAUCAAAUGCAUGAUCAAUUUGCCUUUCAAAGCCGUUGCUGCCAUAAUAGAGCCAGGCCAGAGCUAGUUUGAAGCUGUCGCCGCGACGUCCACACUGUAGAGUCAAGUCGGCAAGGUCCCAGACAUCACCAUCGUCGGCUCCAUGAAAUAGGUAUCCAGCAGAAGUGCUGUUAGCAGCGCGGAGCUUACGUGUGUCGGGGCAUAGGAGGAACGAGCAGGUCGUGGGAACAGCCAUCAUCUUAUGCGGGUUCACCGUGAGAGAGUCUGCAAGGUGCGAGCCGCGAAGCUUGUGGCGAUGCUGCUUCGAAAAGAUGGCCGGUCCUCCCCAGCUGCCAUCGAUAUGCAUCCACAUGUUAUUCGCCUUGCAAAUGGCCGAGAUUUCUUCAAAUGCCUCGAAUGAUCCACGUACAGUGGUGCCAGCGGUGGCGUUGACGUAUAGCGGCGUCUUACCCUGGUCCUUGACCUCAGCAAUCAAACGUUCUAGAGCGUCAAUACGCAUGCACCCGUCCCCAUCAACAGGAACGGGUACUACGGCAGAGCUACCUAGCCCACAAAUCAUGGCGCUCUUUUCUACUGAGUAAUGUCCAUGGGCACUGGUGAAGAUGGCAAAGUCGUGUGCGCCGUUGCCAGUCGUCUUGCAGUCGGGGUAGAGAGUAUUGCGUGCAACGACGAGAGAUGUGAGAUUGGACGAACUACCGCCUUGGCAGGUAAUUCCUCCAGCAAACGGGCUGUCAAAGCCAUAAUACUUUGCAAAGGCGCGAGCCGUGGUCUUUUCAAUGACGGAGAGGGCUGGCGAUACCUGGAAAACGUGGAGCUAUCUUCUUAUCAGCUGGAUUUGUAGAGAGGGGGGACAUCGGGGUCGCACAUUUGUGUUAAGAACAGAGAGGAUAAUAUCGGAUAUCACGCCAACCUAGAGGCGGGUCAGUAGUGCAAAGCCUAUGGCAGUGGAGAGUAGUGCUCACAGCACUCUAUUAAUGACCUCCAUCAGACCGUCGGCGCCAACACCUUGUUCUGGGAGCGACAAUUUCAGCUUGGCAGCAACGGCUGCGGGCUUCUGGUAAUCGACAAGCACAUUGUUGCCAAGUGUGCCAUCGGGCUGCUGUGGAAUAUUCCCGGUUGCUUUUUCUACGGCCGAAUCAUCCGCUGCCUUGACGAACGGAAUGAUAAGAUCUUUUACUUGCGUGAGCAGCUACAAGACCGGUUAGUCCUCCGACAUUAUUGCCUUGGGUACGAGGCCGUCAUACCUCUUCGAGCUCGUCUGCGCGACUUAGCAGAGUGGGGUUCUCGGUAUGACCGUUUUUGUAGUGCCCAUUGGUUCCAUUUACAGUCAUGGCUGCAAUUCGUUCGCCCGUAUUGCUGUGUACUUGGAUAAUGGAUUGUUGUUUGUAGAAGCGUUGUCUCUGUCGAUGUUCGAGGAGGGAAACCGGCUCUGGGGGUAGCCGGUAAAAUAGACGCUAAAUUCAUCUGACAGCGCGAUAUUCUCGGCUACAAUUUUUCCCCUACUUAGCAGGGUAACUCCAUAUUAAUUGCCCGUGAAGGAUGCCGAAGGCUGAAAGCUUUUUUUUUUGGUAUUAGUCAAGCCGCUGCUCGUGUGAGGGAUUUGCAACCUCGACGAGCCGCGUUUGCUGCAUGAACCGGUCAAGUGAUUCUUUUAAUCCAUCUCGUCUACAGCCAAUAUAUCCGGUAACUCCUGCAUUGUUUACUGUUUUCCUGAUCCUUUUGCUGCACCCGGAAAUAUGUUGCCGACUCACCAUGCCAUUGCUUGUAACGCUAACGUAGCCCUGUAACACUGUCUUUGCGGCUCUGCGCCCCACCAUGGCGACAUAUGACGCCAUACUGCAUUGUGUAGUGCGGGCGGCGAGUGCUGGCGUAGCGUCAACAGUUAGUGUAAAUAUAUAGUGCGUUUAGAGGCGUCGUAGUGUAUAUGUGCAUUGCAUUUUGCAGUGUCCAACUGCGCAGAUGCUAUGCAGAGGGCAUAUGCUAACGAGUGCCAGCUGUCGUGCAUGUGUGCGCAAUGUCGGACCUAUGCAAGUCGCAUAUCCUCAUAUUCGUCUCCGUGUCUUGCCGGUAUUUGAGGCGUGAAGUAAAGAAACUCUUUGAUGUGCGCUUUGCUGCAGUGUAUUGUCAUACAUCCAGGACGUUUCGUACACCAUCAUUCGCCCACCAGAUAUACCUUGCACAUUUAGACAAGAACCUAAAUCGCUUUCAUUCGUUCCUUAGUGUAAGAGAGAUGUACCCUGUCACAGAGUACACAUACGCAUUACAUGAUCUUCAGGGCCUACGCAAUAUUCAUAUCGCGUAUCGCGGAUCUUCUUUGAUGCACUCCUUUUCAAGGAAGAUCACUCGUCCCAACAGCUUUUACCUGGUUGCAAUCGCUACUCUGCUCAGAACAGUCAUUGGCCACAAAAAGAAGAGCAAAAGUUCGUUGGCACUUCUUGCACCGCUAAGUGCGGCCCGUUGAUUACAUGCAGACAGAGGAUGGGUUACAUCGUCCUCCUCGUCUCUGGUGCCCAUGUGGUGUACUGGAGCUCCGAGGAAAUUCUUCACCAACGGCUCGGGCUGGCUUCCGCAUCGCUAGUUUUGCUGCUGCCUGCCAUGCCGUCCCGGCGGGACCGACCUCCUCCACCGAGCGGGUGUUUUUGGGAGUGAUAGGAUGGUCGUGGUGGUGCUUGUGGUGGUUUGGUCGGGGGGACCAUUGCCGCUUUCAUCCUGGCGCGGGCGCGACGGUGCGCCCACCAGCAAGAGGACCAAGCUCCUUCACCUCGCGCAAUGAUGCCACUACCCUUAUCUGCUGUACUACCUUUAAUGGUGGCGCCGAGUUCGAUAACCGAAUUUCAAUCACAGGAAGGGCCAUUUCGAAGCAUUCAAAAAUAACGAGAUGCGAGUGGUCCGGCCAAAUGGGCAUGCGGUAGCCGGACUUUGGCCGUGGGCUUGACGUGGUGAUUGCUGCCACUGAGCUGACAGGAGCUGAGCUUUGAAGCGGCUCGCAUCGAUGUCUUCCGGUCCAAUCGGUUGAUCGUCGACGGACAGGCUUGUUUGGCCACGACGCAGACAAGCCGCAGUGUGAUGGGAUGCAGGUGCGGUUUGGUUUCGGGAAAUUCCCUCCUUCCAGUGACAUUCCGACUUGCAAUAUCCCUGUCGGCAGUUGAAUGAGAAUCAAAUAGCGUGAGAUAUAGCAUGUCUCUUUAUUUAUUUUUUUACUGGCGGAUCCCGAGCAUCUGGAUAGAGCCCUUGCUGUUUGCCUCUUGACCUGCUUGCUCUGCUGGUCAUCUGACCUGCCUGUCUGUCUAGGGCUUCAGAUGGUGUUAUUAGCAAAUAGUGAGGGCAAUAGUCGCUACGCUUUUGUUAGAAGCCAUCGAGAUGCCCCCUGGUAGCGUGAGGCGCUACAGAAUGGGCUCAUCGAUGCCUAGGUCAAAAGCACGGGGCGCGCCGGGUCAAAUGGGCAAAGUUGUUGUUCCGGACCGCGAGUCUAGUUUGUUCUCGUCUAGGCUGUGGUAGUCAGCGGGAAAGUUGAGCAGGGAUAGGUGAACCGGGCGAAAUCGUUAGCACCGUGGCGAUGCCCCUGGUCAAGUCGUCGGUGUUGAAAAAAGGCCAGGGUCUAUUAGUAGGGUCGGCGGAGGACCGAGGAAGCGGGCCGCUAGUUGGUGGCGUUGUUUGUUGCAGGCAGCAAACAGUGCAACGGGCGUCACAGCGCAUUAGCGAGCACAAAGGAGAUAAAAAAAACGGCUGUUGGUGAACGGCAAGUCUGUCUUUGAGCGGGACAGUGGCGGUUGGUGUGCGUAUGCAGGCAGGACUGCGCGGAUGUGGCGACGAUAUCGAGCAAACACAGGGGGGAUAGAUGAGCCGUUACGGUGGAUGGACAAUUAGAGAUCAGACCAUCAUAUAGGAUUAACGACAAGAGUGCAAUUCAUAACGUGAUCCCCGCCAGCAGGGGAGCAAGGGGAGAAGCAUCGUCCAACGGCUGCUACUUUGGAUGGGGAUGUGAUGCAGGCU
Molecule: messenger RNA, 5743 nt
Organism: [Torrubiella] hemipterigena
Lineage: Eukaryota; Fungi; Ascomycota; Sordariomycetes; Hypocreales; Clavicipitaceae
Source: the annotation of a GenBank genome assembly